UGUGUGUGUGUCUCUGUGUGUGCGUGUGUGUGUGUGUGUCUCGAUGAUGUAAUUUUAUUGGAGUAAAGCGAUGGGGCUGGAUCACAUGGUCGAGGAGAGGAGGAGUGGACCCUCACCAUCCUCACUCCACAGCUGAAUCAAACGAUGCCUCCACAGGGUAUUGGGGAGUACAAACCCGUGUCAGGCUCCUUAGUGCCACCGGUACCGCCGCGCAGAUUCAGGAGUAAAAACGUGGCCAAAAGAAGCCGUUGUGGCUCUGCGCCGGAGCGCAGGGUGAAGUGCGUGCUGGUUGGAGACGGAGCGGUUGGUAAAACAAGUCUUAUCAUCAGUUACACCACCAACGGCUAUCCCACGGAGUAUGUUCCAACAGCUUUUGAUAACUUUUCAGCGGUGGUUGCAGUUGAUGGUAAGCCUGUGAAACUCCAGCUGUGUGACACUGCGGGCCAGGAUGAGUUUGAUAAGCUGCGACCUCUGUGCUACACCAAUGCUGAUGUUUUCCUGUUGUGCUUCAGUGUCGUUACACCAUCCUCGUUCCAGAAUGUCAGGGAGAAGUGGGUGCCUGAGAUCCGACGACACUGUCCACGUACCCCCAUCCUGCUAGUGGGCACACAGGCCGACCUCCGGCAAGACGUUAACAUACUUAUCCAGCUGGCCAAGUACAAAGAGCGUCCAGUGGAGCCACAAGAAGCAUGUACAUGUGCUGAGGAGGUGCGUGCCGUGUCAUAUAUGGAAUGCUCAGCACUUACCCAGAAGAACCUGAAGGAGGUGUUUGAUGCAGCGAUACUGGCCAGCAUUCAGAACACAGACAGCCAGCAGCAGAGGCUGAUGAAACGCACACCCAAAAAGAUGAAGACACUCUCUAAGUCCUGGUGGAGGAAAUACUGUUGUCUGACGUAGAGGGACAACUUGGAUACUUACUCUUGGAAAUUUAAGUAUGGACUGAAAGACAAAAUCAAUGAAUUUAGGGGUUGCGGGAGUAAUUUAAGAACAGAGAUUAAAAAUAUAUUGAAAUGUGAUAAGACAAUGUAGAAGAACAGAAUAAGUGAAAUGGAAAAAAAAAUCUACAAACCUUAACUACGCUUAUCCUUUAUUUACAGUGGAAAAUCAUGAAUAACGAGGGCAAACAGAAUCGAACAUUUGCUAUAGCAUAAUAAUGGAGAGCCACAAGCACUGAACUCUUAACAUCGUCAUUGGAGGUGCAGUUAAUUCAACAUUGUUGUAUUAUUAUUCAGCAGACCUCUCUAACACUAGAGAAAUGCAAGGUCCCUGAAGUUUCACUUUUUGAACAUCAGACUACUCAGCUUACACUGUGAAAUGACAAAGCCCACUUGGGUUUUCCCAGACAGAGGUCAUUAGUCCCAAUAGUUCAAUAUUUAUAUUCUGGUCUUCUUUUACAAUAUAAAUCCUACUUAACUGACCCAGACGAACAGCUUAUCUCAAGCUGGAGAAAAAUGAUUUCCAACCUGUCAAGCCCAGCUUCAGUCAAAGUUUACUAAAGUGUUAAAUCCCCAUCUGUCAAAAGCAAAUAGAUACACUGGAGCACUAUCAGUAGUUUGACAUUGGUUUCUUUUCAGCGAUCAGUACGGUUGAAGGACAUCCCAGUUUGAAAAACAGCUGAAAGAAAAAAGUUUUUGUUUGUUCUAUGACAAUCCAGAGCUUCCAUUCAAAACAUACCAUGAGGUCAAGGUCAGUAAGUGUGUAUUAAACUGUUAAAAUUUGUGUAUGUACUGCAUGUUCACUCAUGCCGGAAGUGCUUAAACUAGAGAAAUGUGUUUGCUUUUUAUACGUCACUGGCUGUUUCUCUCUUAGGAUAAGGUGUAGAAACACGGUUUGUGUUUAAUACAGGAGUUUCCCCUGAAAUUACAGAUCACAGAGCUAGAGAUUCAAAAAGCCUUUGAUAAAGCUGAUAAAUUUUAAAGUAUAUACAGUUUGUUUUAUUUACAAUUACUGUAUUGUUUUUUUAUUUCCAUAAAAUAUGACCAGUGCAUUAAAAAUUUCAUAUAGCAGUCUUGCAACCAUGAAA
Molecule: messenger RNA, 2023 nt
Organism: Tachysurus vachellii
Lineage: Eukaryota; Metazoa; Chordata; Actinopteri; Siluriformes; Bagridae
Gene: rhoua
Product: ras homolog family member Ua
Exons: 4
Coding region: 145-897 (250 amino acids)
Biological process (GO): small GTPase-mediated signal transduction
Molecular function (GO): GTP binding; GTPase activity
Source: RefSeq, a predicted model, not a curated record